Messenger RNA from Peniophora sp. CBMAI 1063, 255 nucleotides. The record is from the annotation of a GenBank genome assembly. Lineage: Eukaryota; Fungi; Basidiomycota; Agaricomycetes; Russulales; Peniophoraceae.
AUGAAGAAGGUUUGGUUUGCUCGUCAAGGCGCCAACACCGCAAGCUAUGUGAGCAAGCCUGUAUUCAUGGGGUUGUAUACCGAUUUCACUCUCGAGCGGCGACAUUCACCGGAACCUCCGAUCACUAGUGAUUGCGUGACUGCUGCGGACAUGGGCCCGAUGAACGCUUUCUCAGGUCCACGCCGCAUAACCUUUCUUAUGUUCGCGUGCUGUCACAUAUGGAACAAAGCACCUACGGCACGGACAUGGGAUUGA